AAUCGAUAGCUGACGCAUCUCUCGGUCAUCGAUAACUACGUAGCAAGAAAAAAAGCAAACACGUCACAACACUUUAGCCACAGUUGCACGCGUAAAUAGAGAUUAGAAAAAAAUGGCCAAACAAGUGGCCGAUUUUCAGGCCAGCAAGCUCCAGUUCUACCAGAAGCUGGCCCUUGGCAUUAUCCUUGGAGGCGUGCUCCUUUCCCUGCCGUCGUUAUGUGCCGGCCAGGGCAAUCCCAGUUUCAAAUACUCGCGGGAAGCCAACGAAAACUUUGAUCCACAGAAGGCUCCGCGGGCAGAGCACCAUCAUCACCAUGAUCAUGAUCAUGACCACGAUCAUGAACAUCAUCAUCACGGGCACGAUCAUCACCACGACCACGAUCACGAUCAUGGGCAUCAUCAUCACGGCCACGAUCAUGGACACCAUCAUCAAGAGAGUCAUAUCAAGGCAAAGCCGGCAUUGGAUAUGAGCACCAUUUGGUUGCACUCUAUUGGAUCUACUCUCCUUAUCAGUGCAGCGCCAUUCGUGCUUCUCUACAUCAUUCCCCUCGAUAACAGUGAGGCGAUGAAGCCGCGUCUUAAAGUGCUGCUCGCCUUUGCAUCUGGCGGUUUGCUUGGCGAUGCCUUUCUUCACUUAAUUCCUCACGCCACGCAUCCUCACAGUCAUGGAGAGCAUGACCACGACCAUGGCCACCAUCAUGAUCAUCACGAAGGCGAAGAACACGAACAUGGACAUAGCCAUGAUAUGAGUAUUGGCCUGUGGGUUCUCGGUGGAAUUAUUGCCUUCCUGUCGGUUGAGAAACUAGUGCGCAUUUUAAAAGGUGGCGGUGGAGGUCAUGGCCACAGCCAUGGAGCACCGAAACCCAAGCCUGUGGCUCCAAAAAAGAAGUCAUCUGACAAAGAAGACAGCGGAGAUGGAGACAAACCCGAUAAGCAAGCCAAGAAAACCAAGCCUAAGCAACAAGAAGCUGAACCGGAGGGCGAAGUGGAGAUAUCCGGUUACCUAAACCUUGCUGCUGACUUUGCUCACAAUUUCACUGACGGUCUGGCCAUCGGUGCAUCCUAUUUGGCGGGCAACAGUAUUGGCAUUGUGACCACUGUUACUAUCUUGCUGCACGAAGUUCCCCACGAGAUUGGCGACUUUGCCAUCCUUAUCAAAUCGGGCUGUUCGAGACGCAAGGCAAUGCUGCUGCAGCUGGUCACGGCACUCGGAGCUCUGGCGGGCACAGCGCUGGCCCUUUUGGGAGCCGGAAGCGGAGACGGAUCGGCGCCCUGGGUUCUGCCCUUCACCGCUGGCGGUUUCAUUUAUAUUGCAACGGUGAGCGUGCUGCCGGAGCUGCUAGAGGAGUCCACCAAGCUAAAACAGUCGCUUAAAGAAAUCUUUGCACUGCUUACUGGCGUUGCCCUGAUGAUUGUAAUAGCGAAAUUUGAGUAGUGUAAAGAGUUAUGUGCCUUCCCAUUCCCUUCUCAAAGAAGGUACCAAACUCUUUAAAACUGAUAGAUUUUAAAACUGGAUUUUAAAAUCAAAGCGAUUUCUCCUUAUACUCGAGGCAGCGAUAUUUUUAAGCCUUCAAAAUUUGCGCUUUACUUCGAAAUCAAAUUUGUAUAAAUAGUCAAAAAAAAUACACUGUAAAAGAGACCUCACUAA
Messenger RNA from Drosophila ficusphila, 1648 nucleotides. RefSeq names its product protein catecholamines up (gene Catsup). The coding region runs from base 113 to 1435 and encodes 440 amino acids. Gene Ontology annotation, cellular component: membrane. Gene Ontology annotation, molecular function: zinc ion transmembrane transporter activity. Gene Ontology annotation, biological process: zinc ion transmembrane transport; intracellular zinc ion homeostasis. The transcript has 2 exons. The record is from RefSeq and is a predicted model, not a curated record. NCBI's taxonomy places the organism in Eukaryota, Metazoa, Arthropoda, Insecta, Diptera, Drosophilidae.